AAGUCUGCUGAAGGUCGAGGUAACAGUGGUCUAAGUUUUGGACUGAGCGUCCCUUUUUACUGGAAAGGCUUACGGCAUUCCUCGAUAAUGUUUGAAGAUUAGCCACUAUUAUAACUAUUGGACCCCCGAGAGCCAGUUUAAUCCGGAAAGUCGUGAAAUUUGUUGGUUUGUGUUUGUAAUAGAGGAUCAUGACGUAUGUAGAACGUUGAUAUUUAUAACAGCUUCAUGGCUCAGUGUGAAUCAAAUGAAGUUGUAGAUUUACAUGAAUUCCCCUUCUUUCAUUCCUAUAUCUCUGACGUGGAAUCAGCUGAUAUCGCCUCAAAUUCUGAAUCCCAUAUAAGUUUCAAUAUGUUUGGGACGUGUUCUUUAAGAAAUGUUCGGCGUAUUAUGCGUCAGAGUCGGCGUCUGAAACCAUUAAGAGUUCACUUACUAAAAUCUGUAUUGGAUUUAUGCAAAGCUGCUGAUUUGGAGCCAUUUGUUUAUGGUGGCACAGCUUUAUCUGUAUUCCGUGAAGAUGGGAAAUUCAUAUCACAUGAUACAGAUAUUGACUUGGGCAUUUUAGAAUUUGAUUCUGAUGGAAACAGUUCGUACACUAAACUGAUUCAUUGCUGUUUAAAAAAUGGUAUAAGUGUUUUCGGUGUGGAAAAUAUGGAUGAAUCUUUACUAAUCAGUGUCAAUUCUGAUUUAUAUGUCGAUUUUUCGGCCAGUACCAGUAGACGUUUUUGGCUUAAAGCGCAGAAAUUCAAUAUGUCUGAAACCAUUGAAGAGAUACCAUACAAUGGAUGUGAUUGCAAACGCAUUAAGUUCUUUUUCAGCACUAAUGGUUUGCUUAAAGCCUGUGAAUUAUAUCAUUUAAACUCAAAAAUUGCAAGUCAUAUACAAUCGGAUCCAUCAUUAGUACAUGUUGAUUUGUUCACUCUAUCUACUUAUUCAGAUUCCUUCGAUGUCAUAAAGCCUUUGCUUGUAAACUGGAAUUUGCCCGGUAUAUAUGACUGCAAAAAGAAAUUAUUCCCAUAUAAUUCUUUCUUUCCUUUAAUACCAUGUACAUUCGAAGGUGUAAACUUGCUAGCUCCGCAUGACUUAAAAACUUAUUUAACUAUCGAAUACGGUUACUUGGGACGAGAUGCUGUGUAUGAUCGUAAAAAGCAGUUGUAUGUAAAAAUUCCUUCAAAGUUUUCUGCUCAAUUACCAUCGUACUUCACAUGAUGCCUAAUUUACGAGUAUAUCUUUGGAUUACAUUUUCUGAUGUAAUAAACACUUUAAUAUUGUGUCACUCCAGAACCUUGGUAUUGUCUUUUCUUGAUAUCUCAUUUUUUGUAACACUUUUUGUACAUAGAUUAUAUUUUACGAAUAAAAAUAUACUAUUUUGAACAAAUAAA
This is a messenger RNA of Schistosoma haematobium, 1379 nucleotides long. RefSeq lists its product as uncharacterized. Bases 226 to 1206 code for a protein of 326 amino acids. The record is from RefSeq and is a predicted model, not a curated record. Lineage: Eukaryota; Metazoa; Platyhelminthes; Trematoda; Strigeidida; Schistosomatidae. The transcript is spliced from 2 exons.